AUGAGUGCUUACUAUUUACAAACAUUUCUUUCUCGUUUUCCAAUUAGUCAAUAUUUAGAUAUGAAUCAAAAAGCUCAACAUUGUUUUUUACUCGACGGUAAAACAAUUCUUCCAAUUAAUUACAAUUAUCAAUUAUUUAUACCUUUAAAAAUACUAAACACUACUGAAAAUAAAUAUUGUUCAUGUUGUCAAAAAAAAUAUCAAUCACAUUUAUUCGAUCAUUAUCGUCAGCAAUCACUUGAUGAAAAUAUAAAAACAACUAAUAUUGCCGAAAGAUAUCAAGAAAUUCUUUGUUCUCGGUCAUUACAAUCAAUAACAAAAUUAUCUGAAAAGAAAUGUUUUAACAAAAAAAUAUCAUCAUCUAAGAUUGCAAUUGUAAAACCAAAUGAGUGUAAAUAUUAUCAAUCUGUUCGACAAAUAAAUAAUAAUAAAAAUAAUAUUGAAACAUGUAUAUUAAAUAAAUUAAUAAAUAAUUCUUAUCUCAAAAAUUAUUCUUUACAUUUUACAGAUUUAAUCACCCCUCAUAUGAAACCCUCGAUGGAUUCAAAUCAGAUUAAUAAUAAUCAAUCACGUAAAUCUCCAUCAGCAAUCACUAUUAUUAUCAAACCAUUUAUAUCUUCAGAAUAUUCUAAUCGUUAUUAUCAAAAAGAAAUCUCUCUUAAUAAAAAAUUGUCUUCAAAUAAACGGAAAUAUUCAUCAUCCUCAUCAUUAAAAAGUAUAACUAAACGAAUAUCAACUUCCUUGUCAGAUAAAACAUUAAAUAAAACAUAUCAUAAACAUCGUUUAUCUACAUUUAAAGAUAUAACACGACCAAUUCUUUCAAAUUCAACUGAAAUAAAUCAUAAUGAAAAUAAAUCAUCAAAUAUUCUUCAUUCUCGAACACUUCUCAAUAUUUAUCGUAAUAAAAAACAAUAUAUGAAAGAAAAAUAA
Rotaria sordida is the source of this 930-nucleotide messenger RNA. Lineage: Eukaryota; Metazoa; Rotifera; Eurotatoria; Philodinida; Philodinidae. The record is from the annotation of a GenBank genome assembly.